AUGCAGAUUGUGCAGAGACCAGUCCGAUUUUUCGUUUCCUUUCAAUCAUCUGAAGGGCGCGACGCUUGCGGCGCGGGUAACUUCUCGUUCUCUUUCCGAAUUUGUUUUCUUUUCCAUGCCCCUAGAUCAGAGAAGCCCAACUGGGAUUACCAUGCAGAGAUACAAGCUUUCUGCCACCGGCUACAUGAAAAUUUUUCUUUGGAUCUUCUCAAGACUGCGUUUGUUAAUUCCUGUUACAUUGAAAGUGAAGAGGCGAGACGCCGAGAACUUGGGCUCGACAAAGAGACGGUCGCUCUUAAUCUACAAGAUAAUAGUAAACUUGCUGAGCAAGGGAUGUCUUUUUCAUGUUCUUACCUGACGCAGGGCUUUGAAGGUGCCUACCCUGAUUUACCUGCGGAGGGGAUAGGAGCACUUGUAGAUUUUCUUACCAGUCAGGAACUUGUUUCUUAUGUGGCUCAAAACCUGUCUGUACAGGACCUGACGCUUUGCAAAGCGUUUCCCGUCCCGCCCGAUGUGCUGCAGAGGACGUUCUUCGCUGUAAUAGGAGCCUUGCUCAGUAGCAGCGGGCCUGAGAAAACGGGGAUCUUUGUCAGGGAUUUUUUUAUUCCCCAUCUGAUUGGAAAAGACCUGUUUGAGAUCUGGAAAGUUGUAAAUCCUAUGGGUUUACUAGUGGAAGAACUGACCAAGAGGAAUAUCUCUGCUCCAGAACCAAGAAUUACCCGGCAGCUGGGAGUCACCACGGUUCUGCCACUGUACUUUGUUGGGUUGUACUGCGAUAAGAAGAUUAUAGCUGAAGGUCCUGGUGAAACACUGCUUGCUGCAGAGGAAGAAGCUGCCCGUGUGGCACUGCGGAAGCUCUAUGGAUAUACAGAGAACAGGACACCUUGGGAAUACUCGAAACCUAAACAAGGAGUGGCAGCUGAAAAGGCUAUCAGCAGUAACUAGGUGAUAAGAGACAUUGCUGGUUUCUCUUAAGAAUUAAUGGCUUCCAUGCCGACUAUGGAUGUAUGUAGGAAAGCAAAAGUCAGUUUGGUUUUCUGAUCUUCAGUGCUUGAAACUUUCAAAUCAAAUACGGUAUUAAAAUAAAUAAAGUCUUUUCCUUUUGCACAAUGUUUAGUAUUUGCUCAUUUUCCUAAACGUAACAAAAGUACCCGUAUUGUGAAUUUUUGCCUUUUCACUGAGAAGUUUUUCCAUACAUCACAGGAAAUGGUUUCUAAUGAUGUCUAAUAAUGCGUGACAAAGUCUCGCUGUGUAGAAAAAGGUUUCGUGAACGCUUCCUUGGGGAUUGUUUUGAGGGUAUUGUUAAGAAGAGGAGUUGAAUUACAUGCGGUCAACAUCGGCCUUUAGAUUGCAUCUGGAUUCAUUUCUCCUUGACCUUGUGAAAACUUCAAAUGUGAUGUCCAUGAUACCGAUGCUGUUGGUGAUCCAAUUUAAAAAAAAAAAAAAAGAGGUGUAAAUGGCACUUCUGAGGUCCUACUGCUUGCAUACAAAUUUUAUUUGCCAGGCACAUUGGUUUCUGUUGUUGGAACAUGCUCUGAAAGAGGGUGUAUUUUUAAUUUUUAAAUUUGUAAAAAUUUCUCUAUUGCAAAACUAGAAAUAAGUGAAAAUAAGGAUCAUGAAGGCCUGAACCCAAGGAAAUUGGAGGACAUGAUUUACUGAUAGGCUAUUAGAUAAGCAACAGCCUUCUCUUUUCUCUUUUUUUAAUUGUUUUGGUACUUUUCCUGUUUAGUCCAGGUACUUCAUUUUUCUUCUGUUUCUUGGCCACCUCAUUUAAGCAGUCACGUGACUGAAGGAUUGGAUUCAGUGAAAUCAGUGCUUGUUUCGUUUGCACCAUCUGUAGCUGUUCUAAGAUAACUCCAAGUAAAUGGAAAGUCACUUAGAGUAACUCAGGUACCUGCAUGGUGUCCCUACUAAAUGUCACAGGAACACGGCAUGUGCACCAGAAGACGGCAGAUGUGUGAGAAGUGCGACUUGUUUGGAAUAACUUCCUUCAAAAUUGAGUGAGAGUCCAUUACAAAUAGGGACUGAGCCCUCAAAGGAAGAAGCUGAACAUAGGGUGGUGGUUAAAGAACUGUUUCCUGCCUUAUCCCAGUGUGAGCACCAGUUGCACAGCAGGUAAAUGUGCCUUCACUAAUUGGGGGCAGGGGCGCAGAAAUACACAGGUGGCCAUUCGGAGAGGUUUGAUAUUACUGUCCUUAAGAACACAUGCCUGUUGCCUUCGGCCCCCAGGAUGGAUUUAGGUGAAGCACACUUGGUAGCGAAAGGUCCGAGGCUGCAGCGGAGGCUGCUAAGCAGAUCUGCAGUAACAGCGCGGGUGGCGCAUUCCCCCCUGCCCCUGGCUUGAGAACAAGUUCCAACUCCAGUCUGCUUGGUGGAAAUGGAUUUAUUUGUGUAUUCAAGCAAAAGGGCUGGUUGUCUGCGACCCCUGUUUGUCUUCAGUAUGUGGUAUGAAAUACUGCUGUGACUGGAUAGCAGUGAGACCUUUCUUCUGCGUUCUGGCAUGGGAGAUUACAUGUGUGAAAAGAAUAUAGAAAGGAGAGCAGAAAGAUCAGUCUAGCAUAAAGUAUGCAUAAAAUCACUUGUGUUAAGUGAAAAAUUCCAGCUAGGUAAUGUAUUAUCGCUUAUAUAAGCAAAGCCAAUAAGGUCACUACAUUCCAGGGGAAUAAUAGCAAAAUCUAAAAAGAGCAUAGAAAUUAUUCGUGCUAUUUUUAGUUUCCAGAUGAGGUAUUUCUCUUACCUUUACCUAUUUUAAAAGGACAGUAGUGAAGGUGGGGUUUUUUAUAUCC
Egretta garzetta (little egret) is the source of this 2786-nucleotide messenger RNA. RefSeq names its product mitochondrial ribosomal protein L44 (gene MRPL44). Gene Ontology annotation, biological process: rRNA processing; primary miRNA processing; regulation of gene expression. The record is from RefSeq and is a predicted model, not a curated record. Gene Ontology annotation, molecular function: ribonuclease III activity; double-stranded RNA binding. NCBI's taxonomy places the organism in Eukaryota, Metazoa, Chordata, Aves, Pelecaniformes, Ardeidae. Gene Ontology annotation, cellular component: nucleus. The transcript has 4 exons. Bases 1 to 945 code for a protein of 314 amino acids.